Messenger RNA from Anopheles stephensi (Asian malaria mosquito), 558 nucleotides. Its product is annotated as urease accessory protein UreE-like. The record is from RefSeq and is a predicted model, not a curated record. NCBI's taxonomy places the organism in Eukaryota, Metazoa, Arthropoda, Insecta, Diptera, Culicidae. The transcript is spliced from 3 exons. Bases 148 to 441 code for a protein of 97 amino acids.
ACGCCUGCAGGAAUUGAUAAUUCUAUAUAAAGGUGACUUUAGACGAUCUGGCCGCAAACGAAUCAGUCGAGUGUAGUAACUUGCACAGUGAAUAACCAUUGCUUCUUGCUGCUAGUGCAAAACAAAGCCAUACCAAAACGUUUCAACAUGACCAAAUGGGGACCUUUGCUGUUGGCGUUGUUCGUCUGUAUCGCGAUCGCGUCCGUUCAAGCUGAUCAUGGUGGUGAGCAUACGGACGGCGAUAAGCACGUUGAUCACAAGCAACAUGGACAAUUGCAUCGUUCGGGUUCGCACUCAAGCCACGAGCAUGGAAAGGGUGGCUGCGGUCGUAAUCAUGGCGUUGGAGCAGAACACGGAGAGGGACAUCACCACCACCACCAACACGACGACGACGACCAUAAACACUCCCACGAAGGACCCCACGAUGGGCACCAUCAUUAGCCGGGAAGGAAGCAAGUGGUCGGAUGUUAUUCUAUCAGAUGUAAUUGAUUUUAGGCAAUGAUGUCAUUAUUAAUAAAAAGCUGCUAACAUAUGCAAAAGAAGGAGUCUAUAAAAUAA